Theobroma umbraticum is the source of this 1551-nucleotide messenger RNA. RefSeq lists its product as uncharacterized. Lineage: Eukaryota; Viridiplantae; Streptophyta; Magnoliopsida; Malvales; Malvaceae. The record is from RefSeq and is a predicted model, not a curated record.
GAAAAAUGGAAAGAAAAAUGAGAAAGGGAUGGCCCUCUAGAAUUUCUUGACUUUCUGAGCCUGAACCCCCAACCCCCCAGGCCAUUCCCUGAGCUAUGCCCCUAUUUAAAACUAUUUGUUAAGAGAUAAUGACAAAGUGGCUAAAAGAGUUGGUGAAGAUAAUGCCUCUGCACCCACCUUCUCUUAAACAAGCCUCAGUCACUCCCCUGCCUUUGCCUUCCCCCCAAUUUUCCUCCUCAAAAAACAUGCUUGAUCCUGGCGCAAAAUUGCCCAGAUCUCCAGUCACUUUGUCGGACCACAUAGGAAGGAGAUUGAGUGACAGUUAUGAUUCUAGAGUCCAGAAUACAGCUCAAAACUAUGUAAAUUAUAGGAGUUGCAACAGCAUGGGGGGGAGGUUCCCUGCUGAAACUUCCGUGAUGGAAGAUGAGUCUGGGAUAUCCACUCCUCCUUUGUGGAGUACUAGUCCUUCCAGGAGUCCUCCGCAUCGACAAAACAUUAAUUAUCGAUGCCUAUCACCAUCAUCGAAAGCUCAAGCUAUAGCUAGAGGCCAAAGGGAGCUUAUGGAAAUGGUUAGUAGAAUGCCUGAGUCCUGUUAUGAACUUUCCUUGAAAGAUCUAGUGGAGCAUCAGCCUGUGGUUGUUGAACCAAAAGAGGAGAGUUUUACUGAAGGGAGAGGUGUGAUCAAUGAAGAUACAUACAUGAAAGAGAAGGAGAUGAAGAAGAAGAAGCAGCAGAACAAUCAGAAACCGCAAAUUAUUAGGAGUGGGAGCAUAGAUAAUGGAGGGCUUCUUCUGAAAAUGGUGUUUCCAGUUUCGUUGAGGUCUAAGAAAAAGAAGAAGAUAAAGAAUGAUUCUGCUACAAAUCACAAUUCUAAAGUUUCUCCAAAGCCAGCAGUGUCAGAUGCAUCUGCUAAGAAUGUAGAUAAGGAGUGGUGGAAGAAGAGAUCGGGGUCGAGUGAGAGUGAGAGUGGUAGAUCGACUAUAAAUAGUGGAAGCACCAAAAGCAGCCGCAGUAGCAGCACCAGUAGCAGCAGCAGCUGCAGGAGCAUUAGCAAUAGCAGCAGCAGGCAUGGGAGGAGCGGUUGCUUGGCUUUCAUCUCCUCUAUGAGAAGGAAAGCAUCGCGAUAAAAGGGCAGCCUUGAGCCUUUAGCCUUGUUUGAAAAUGGAGUGCAAUGUGUAAUUAUCUUUCCAAUAAUGUCGAUGGUUAGGGUACAGGGAAUUGUCACAGCAGAGAGAUGCAGCUAAGCCUGUGUAUAAUAUUCAGAGAUUCUAAUUAAAGAGUGCUUUCUUUCUUUCUUUCUUUCUUUUUUUUCACUUAUAUUGAGAGAUGGGUCAUGAUUUUGGUUUCCAAGAUGCUGCAGCUGGGCUGAGGUUUGUUUGAAAUGAGCACAAGUGAUUCAACAGCAGUGCCAAGAUGAACAAGCGGUCUGUGAAUGAAAUCUCUUAGCAUAGCAAUCAACAUUUAAACUAUAGUUCUAUAUAUUCUUUGUGUGUGAGAUUGAAAACUUUUCCCUUUUCUCUAAUCAUACUCAAGGGGACAUCAUGUUUCUCA